AUGGUCCCGUUCCCUCGACUGCACUUCUUCAUGCCAGGAUUCGCUCCACUGACAAGUCGUGGCAGUCAACAGUAUCGCUCAUUAACUGUGCCUGAACUGACACAACAAAUGUUCGAUGCAAAGAAUAUGAUGGCUGCCUGUGAUCCUCGUCAUGGUCGUUACUUGACAGUGGCGGCGAUCUUCCGUGGUCGUAUGUCUAUGAAGGAGGUGGAUGAGCAGAUGUUGAAUGUGCAGAAUAAGAAUUCGAGUUAUUUUGUCGAGUGGAUUCCGAAUAAUGUGAAGACGGCAGUAUGUGACAUUCCUCCUCGUGGUUUGAAGAUGUCGGUGACUUUUAUUGGUAAUAGUACGGCAAUGCAAGUGUUAUUCAAACGAAUUUGUGAACAGUUCAGUGCCAUGUUCCGUCGUAAAGCGUUUUUACAUUGGUAUACCAGUGAAGGGAUGGAUGAGAUGGAAUUUACUGAGGCUGAAUCAAAUAUGAAUGAUUUGGUAAGUGAAUAUCAGCAGUGUCAAGAUGCCACUGCCAACGAUGAAGAAAAUGUUUGA
Molecule: messenger RNA, 543 nt
Organism: Schistosoma guineensis
Lineage: Eukaryota; Metazoa; Platyhelminthes; Trematoda; Strigeidida; Schistosomatidae
Source: the annotation of a GenBank genome assembly